UCAAGAAUCGGAAUCGAAGUCCGCCUGUGUCUCUCUCUCUCGUCUCUCUUCCCUCUGCGUUGGGGGGCAUCGCACAGAGCGCGCCCUCCCUCGGCCAUGGCUCCCCCGCGCGUCGCCUCCUCUCGCCCUCCUCCUGCUACCUCCUCCACCUCGUCCACCUCUUCGUCCACCUCCUCCGCGUGGUCUCCCCGCGGCCUCGCGUCGUGCGUGCGCGCCGCGUGGCGUGACCGCCGGCGUCUGCUCACGGAGCCGGACUGCACGUGGCUUUUGGGGGGGGCUCUGCUCCUCGCCGAGGUGCUGCUCAACGCGUGGAUCAUCCGCGCAGUGCCCUACACGGAGAUCGACUGGAGAGCGUACAUGGAAGAGGUGGAGGGGGUGAUGAACGGGACCUUUGACUACAUGAAACUGCAGGGGGGCACCGGACCCCUCGUCUACCCUGCGGGUUUCGUGUAUGUCUACUCGCUGCUGUACCACGUGACGGAGCGCGGCGUGGACGUGCGCAGGGCUCAGUACAUCUUCGCUGUCCUCUACCUCGUCACCCUCGUCCUCGUCUUCCGCAUCUACGCGCGUGUCCGACGGGUGCCACCCUACGCGCUCUUCUUCAUGUGCUGCGCCUCGUACCGCGUGCACUCCAUCUUCGUGCUGCGCCUCUUCAACGACCCCGUCGCUAUGGCGAUCCUCUUCGCCUCAGUCAACCUCCUGCUGGACCGCCGUUGGACCCUGGGAUGCCUCGUCUUUAGCCUUGCCGUGUCGGUGAAGAUGAACGUGCUGCUGUUUGCGCCGGGGCUGCUCUUCGUGCUGCUGCGGGAGCUGGGCCCAGCGCGUGCUGUGCCGCGCCUGGCCGUGUGUGCCGCUCUCCAGGUGGUACUGGGCCUUCCCUUCCUACUGGCGAACCCGCUGGGCUACGCGACGAGGGCCUUCGACCUCGGGCGUAGCUUCCUGUAUGAGUGGACCGUGAACUGGCGCCUGCUGCCCGAAUGGCUUUUCCUGCACCGCGGAUUCCACGCCGCUCUGCUCGCCGCGCACCUCGCCGUGCUGCUCCUCUACGCCCACCGUCACUGGAGCCGGCCCGGGGAAGGCCUCCUAGGUCUCCUCAAAGCGCCCACGAAGAAAAAGAAGCGUGACCCAAUGACCGACGAUCAGAUGGCGUUCGUGCUCUUCUCGUCCAACCUGGUUGGCGUGUGUUUCGCGCGGUCCCUGCACUACCAGUUCUACGUGUGGUACUUCCACUCGCUGCCCUUCCUGGUCUGGUGCUGCCCUCUCGGCUCCGUGGCUCCGCUGCUGCGGGUGCUUGUGCUGGGCGUCAUCGAGCUGGCGUGGAACACGUACCCCUCCACAGAGAUCUCCUCCCUCGCCCUGCACGUCUGUCACGUGCUCAUCCUGCUCACGCUGAGGCCAACGCCUCCGCCCCCGCUCCCCACAGAUCCCGCAACCUCGACCACCCAUGCAAAGACGUCCUAGCGUUCAGAAGCCUUGCGUUCCCUACAAGCCGGUGGAGUAGCUAACAAGUGUGGAGGUCGGACAACGGCACCGGGGCGCCCAAGGGACCGAGCUACGACGUUUUGGGGCGGAAAUUGGAUGGGGUGCCCCAUUUAAUUUGUUUCCCUUUCACCAGGGCCCACGCCAAUCAUGUUACGCCACUAAUGCAAGUAAAACAAGGCGGCGUUAGGAAACCACAACAUGUACGAUAGCCACCGUGUCUCAACCCCGGCAGUGUUUUACUCCAAUGUGGAACAUUUAAGGCCAUUCGGGCAACCAAGCCUGACAGAAACCUAUUUACAGCUUGAGAAUGUGGCUGCCUACUAUUUCGUUGUUGUGCUGUACAGCUCUCGACAAUGUGUUUUCAGGUUGUACCGCUUGCUGGUCCAGUACGAUAUCCACCGUUUCACUCCGUAUUCUGGGAGCUGCUUCAAGAACUCAAGCGCCCAGUGCAAAACGUUGCAUAUCAUGCAGACCCAACACACGGUACAACCUGAAAACAAAUCGGAGUGGCGACACGACAUUGCGUGUACGCUUGCAAGGUACUCGGGAAACUUGCAGGGCAGCCUGUUGCAGCUACAAUCAUGGUGGUGUCAUUGAAUAGUGUUUUUCUUUUGCCAAAAGUGUCCUCCUGACCCGAGUAAACAGGUGCACUUUUGAAACUAGCAUAGCAUUUGUCCACCUUUGCGCAAGGUGGGGCAAAGCAGAAUUUUAUCUAACAAGUGAAAUGUUUCGACUGCAGCACGGUCUUCAUCAGAUGCAUCAUCUGACGAAUGUUGUCAUCAGAGGUGCUAAUUUGCAUGCACAUCUGCACACAAUGUGGUAGUUUUGUGUAAAUUUGAAAAUGGAGCUUAAUCGAUGACUCCAUCUUGUCUCCUCGAUGUCUGAAAAUGUCUCUUGAAAAACAAAAGGCUGGUGAGUCAUGACUUGUCAUGAUAAUUCACGUUCCCUGCAACCCUAAGUAUUCACUGGAUUUUUAGUCGCCGUUGAUGUGCGAACUGGAAUUAAAUGAACGAGACGGAUAAAUGUGCGUCUCCACUCAGGGACUCGCGAGAGGCAGCACACUGGCAUGGCUGCACAUCGAUAAUGAAGUUAAUUUUUAAUCAAAAGCCGGACAAUUAUAAAAUGUACCGUUGUCUUGCUGUCUGCCAUUGUACAACUGGGCCGAGCCAACCUGGUGCAGCUCAAGAGGUGCCAGAUUGUUUUUCCACUGCAGAAUGCGAGUCAUGACACGGAUGUCACACGAAUUAACAAGUUGAGACGCGUGUAGAUGACGUGACGCUGUGUCCUCCGUGUACGACUGACGUCACGUGCAAUAAAAGCAUGAGAAGCCACACCCCCUGGCCCUGCUUGGCCAAACCCGAUGUCUUGAGACCAGCAUAUCAUAGUUUGGUUCUUAUUCACUGCAGGCAUCAGGAGGGCAUGGCAAUGUCUUGGCUCAGAUGUAUGAUUGUAAUUCUCUGAGCAUCCAUUGGGCUACGAAGUCCAUUGUCCCGUAAAAGCACACGAUACUCCAUAAA
This is a messenger RNA of Lethenteron reissneri (Far Eastern brook lamprey), 2999 nucleotides long. It is a transcript of the gene ALG3, whose product is annotated as ALG3 alpha-1,3- mannosyltransferase. Gene Ontology annotation, cellular component: endoplasmic reticulum. Lineage: Eukaryota; Metazoa; Chordata; Hyperoartia; Petromyzontiformes; Petromyzontidae. The record is from RefSeq and is a predicted model, not a curated record. Gene Ontology annotation, molecular function: dol-P-Man:Man(5)GlcNAc(2)-PP-Dol alpha-1,3-mannosyltransferase activity.